AUGUCAACCCAUACGGGCGGGAGCCUCCCCGAACAGCACGAUUCGCCAUACUCUCAGACAUCAUACACAGGGUGCACUCCGGUACAAAACCAGGCGUAUACGAGUGAUCAAGAAUCACUCCAUCCACAUUCUUACGCAAACCAGCAUGGACCUUCAACAGCUCCACCUGCCAAUGCGGUCUCAGCGGCGCCCGAGAAGCCAAGAGCGACCAAACCUACUCUAGAGGCUCACAUUUCGCAGCCUCCAUCGCCUACCGACUUCACUGCUGCUGCGAAACCACACCUCCUCUCUCAGCGCCACGACUUCCUCCUUGACUGGACGCUCAAGAUCCUUGGCGUUGCAUCCGCCAUUCUCUUCGGCAUAUGGGCACCCAUCUCAUACAAGAUCACAGCCGACAGCAACGCCGGCAACGAUGCAUCGCAAGCAUCUCUCAUGUCAGAAAUAAGCUCAAUGAGGAACGAGGCCGCAACUGCUGCAUCCGCACAGCGAUCCAUCGUCAGUGCACUGGCGAAAGUCCAAAACCAGCUGGACAACGCGGGUCUGAUCAAGGCGUUCGAGUUCUGCAGUGACAGAACAGAUAGCUUCUGUGCAGAUUUGACGGCUUCGGCCUCUAUAUCUGAGGCGCUGUCAAGCCUGGGCGGUUUGAGUGGGACUUUACCUCCUCCUCCGCCGAGCUCCGCUCCUAUUGCGACUAGCACCUCUAGUCCAGAGAGCGGCUCUUCUAAAGGAGGUGUAAGCUCAGAGAACCUUUUAGCUAUAAUCUUGGGAUCGGUGUUUAGCGCUAUCGUGGUAAUCGGACUCGUUGUCGGUAUAUUGACAAAGAAACGGCAGCAGAGAAAACUGAUCGAAGAGAGUUGA
Molecule: messenger RNA, 858 nt
Organism: Ascochyta rabiei
Lineage: Eukaryota; Fungi; Ascomycota; Dothideomycetes; Pleosporales; Didymellaceae
Exons: 1
Coding region: 1-858 (285 amino acids)
Source: RefSeq, a predicted model, not a curated record